UUUUUCCAUUUCAUUGUGUGCCGAUUAAGUGUUUCACUCUGGAAUUGCUAGUUUUCCCUUUGCCAUCUUUUGUGCUGCGAUAAUGGAACGCGGCUUUGGACAAAACCAAGUCCCUGGAAGUGGCAAUGGUGGUGAUGUUUGUCGGGGAGCAACUACUUCCCAAAAACUAACUAUAAUUGAUGCCGUAUCCUAUUUAAAGGAAGUCAAAGUGGCGUUUAUGGACCAAGUGGUGAAGUAUGACAUGUUUUGUGAAAUCUUGAUAGAUUUCAAGGCUAAAAGGGUUAACAUUUAUGAUGUCAUAAAAAGGGUGAAGGAGUUAUUCAAAGGGCACAACAAUUUGAUUUUGGGAUUUCAAACUUUUCUGCCAAAGGGUUAUAAGAUAACAUUUGACAAGGAUGAGGCUCCUUCGAACUUUGGACAAAACCAAGUCCCUAGAAGUGGCAAUGGUGGUGAUGUUUGUGGGGGAGCAACUACUUCCAAAGAAGUGACUGCCGCUGAUGCCUUAUCCUAUUUGUGGGAAGUCAAAGCAGCAUUUCAGGACCAAAGGGAGAAGUAUAACAUGUUCAUUGAGAUCAUGAAAGAUUUCGAGGCUCGAAGGAUUCGCACUAAUGCUGUCAUAACAAGGGUGAAGGAGUUAUUCAAAGGGCACAACAAUUUGAUUUUGGGAUUUCAAACUUUUCUACCAGAAGGUUAUGAGAUAACAACUGACAAGGAUGAUGCUCCACCAAAGUAAAUAAUUGAAUUUGAAGAAGCAUUCAGUUUGUUGAAUUUAGAAUGAUGCCUUAGGAAAUGUAUUGAAUUGAGAGUUUAAAAGACUUUUUUGUGAUAAAAAAGUCUUGUCCAUUCAAUAAAUAAAGACUUUUAA
This is a messenger RNA of Glycine soja, 865 nucleotides long. Its product is annotated as paired amphipathic helix protein Sin3-like 2. The record is from RefSeq and is a predicted model, not a curated record. Gene Ontology annotation, cellular component: histone deacetylase complex; chromatin. Gene Ontology annotation, biological process: negative regulation of transcription by RNA polymerase II. The coding region runs from base 83 to 733 and encodes 216 amino acids. The transcript is spliced from 5 exons. Gene Ontology annotation, molecular function: transcription corepressor activity. Lineage: Eukaryota; Viridiplantae; Streptophyta; Magnoliopsida; Fabales; Fabaceae.